AUGUUCUUUGGUGCUCAUAAAUCCAUUUACGAAUUAAUCAAGGAGAAGGGAGAUGAAAAAACUGGAACUGUUAGAAUUUCCAUGUAUGAUCGUAACAUUGUUUCCAUCAGCGAUAAGGACAUGCUCAAAGAAUUACUCGUUGUAAAAGGAAACAAUUUUGUCAAACAAAAGAAGCUCUAUGAGAGUUUCAAUACCUUUGGAGUCAAUAUUCUCAGUGCAUUGGAUGCCAGUGGAGACACUUGGAAGAAUCAUCACAAAGUUGCUUCAGGAGCAUUUGCUUCAAAGAACUUGGAAUUUAUGGCCAAAGUUGCCUCAAAGAGUGUUGAUUUAUGUCGUUCAUCAAAAUGGGACAAGUUAAUUCGUGAAUCUCCAACGAAGAGUUUUGUUUUGGAUGCCAAUGGAGACUUCUCUGAUAUUACAUUGGAUGUUCUUGGAAAGGCUGGAUUUGGACUUGAUUUUUCAAUUUUUGAUGAAUUGAAUCCAGAAGGAAAGAUAUUCAGAAGAUCUUUGGAGACCAUGUUCACAAAAGGUAUUAUUGCAAAACGUUUCGUUGGAUUGAAUCCUGUCUUGUCAUGGGCCUAUCCACUUGUUACAAAGGUAUUAGGAGUUGAUCAAGCUGUCAACAUUGUCAGCAACAAGUUAGAUGAAAUCAUUAAGGCCAGAACUGAAGAAAUUGAAAAGAGAUCCAACAUGGACACUUCUCCUGAGGGCGAAGAAGACAGAAAGGAUUUAUUGAGCGUGUUGGUGGAAGCAAACUUUAUUCAAAAGGGAAUUUUAACAGAUGCUGAAUUGAAAGCAGAUGCUUACAUCUUUUCUUUGGCUGGACAUGAGACAACCUCUACCACACUUCAAUGGGUGUGCUACGAGUUAUCCAAGAGACCAGAAAUACAAAAGAAGGCAAGAGAAGAGGUUGAUGCUGUUUUGGGUAAAGGUGUUAAUGCAAGAGCUCCAGACUAUAAUGAUUAUCCUGUCAUGAAUUAUGUCAAUGCAGUUAUUAUGGAAGCAUUGAGACUUCAUCCUCCAGUGACUAGUGUGUUCCGUGUUGCUAAAAAGACAACCACUAUUGGCAAUGUGACCAUUCUAAAGGACACCAAUGUAUUGAUCAACAUUUUCAGUGCCAAUCGAAGUGAAAAGAAUUGGGUCAACCCACUUGAAUUCAUUCCAGAACGAUAUCCAAUGAAUGCUGAUGAACAAUUGAAGAUUCAACAUGAUUUCACAUGGAUUCCAUUCUCCAUGGGUAAUAGAAAAUGCAUUGGAUUCAAGUUUGCUCAAAUUGAAGCCUUUGUAAUUUUGUGUAGAAUUUUACAAUUCUAUGAAUUGGAAUUGGGUAAUGAUGAAUCAAAACCAAACGAUCAAAUCUAUGAUGUACCAGGUGUCACUGUUCGACCAGGAAAUUUGAAAGUGAUUAUGAAACCAAGACAAGACUUGUAA
Messenger RNA from Naegleria fowleri, 1431 nucleotides. RefSeq lists its product as uncharacterized. NCBI's taxonomy places the organism in Eukaryota, Heterolobosea, Eutetramitea, Acrasida, Naegleriidae. Bases 1 to 1431 code for a protein of 476 amino acids. The record is from RefSeq and is a predicted model, not a curated record. Gene Ontology annotation, molecular function: oxidoreductase activity, acting on paired donors, with incorporation or reduction of molecular oxygen; iron ion binding; heme binding. The transcript is spliced from 3 exons.